Olea europaea var. sylvestris is the source of this 1403-nucleotide messenger RNA. Its product is annotated as dof zinc finger protein DOF3.1-like. The record is from RefSeq and is a predicted model, not a curated record. NCBI's taxonomy places the organism in Eukaryota, Viridiplantae, Streptophyta, Magnoliopsida, Lamiales, Oleaceae. The transcript has a single exon. Gene Ontology annotation, biological process: regulation of DNA-templated transcription. Gene Ontology annotation, molecular function: DNA binding; DNA-binding transcription factor activity. The coding region runs from base 372 to 1103 and encodes 243 amino acids.
AGAGACAGUCUAUAUUAAUCUCAAGGUCAUUUUUCCACGCGGAGUUGCAGAGAUCAUUUAAUUUGAGAAAUUUAAGGAGUUGCAGAGAUCAUUUAAUUUGAGAAAUUUAACCUCUCUCUCUCUCUCUCUCUCUCUCUCUCUCUCUCUCAUUCUUGUGAAUUUUCAUCCAUGGAAAGGAAAAACCCACCUGAAACUCAAUUGUUUCAUCAAAUUUGCAGCUGAAUUGUGUUCAAUUUCCUAUCAUUUUUCCCUUGAUUUGUCUCAUAUUUCUUAUCUUACAUCUACAAAUCGAGUUUUAUCUUCGAUUUUGAAUCUCGAAAUUACACCUCAGACCCAGAGCCCCCAGUCACUCCAUAAUCAGAUUACUUAAAAUGCAAGACCCAUCUAUGUAUACAUAUAUAAACGCACGGCCACAACAACAGCAACAGCAACAGCCACAGCCACAAUUCCCAGACCAAGAACAAUUAAAGUGUCCAAGGUGCGAUUCUACAAACACCAAAUUCUGCUAUUACAAUAACUACAACCUCUCUCAGCCGCGCCACUUCUGCAAGGGCUGUAGAAGGUACUGGACUAAAGGAGGUGUUCUUAGAAACAUCCCUGUCGGCGGCGGCUCCCGGAAGAACACCAAGCGGAGCUCCUCCUCCGCUGCCUCCUCUUCUCCCACUGCCCACCACUCCAAACGCCCCGCCGCCACCUCCGCAUCAUCUGUCUCACCACCACGACCACCACCACCGGUUAGUGUUAGUGGAACAAAUACUGAAACAUUUCCUCUGAAGACAGAUAAUUACCAGGGGCAAUUUGGGAAUAUCAGCUCAUUUUUGGGAUCUAGUAGUGGACGAUUUGGUAAUUUUCUUGAUGGGCUCCACUCAAAUGAAACAAAUUUGCAGAUGGAUAUGUCGGGUUGUGAACCGGGUACCGGUACAGGUCAGGAUCCGGUCCAAAAUGUGGAGCCCCAGUUGAGGUUGGACUUGGACGGUGGAAGUAACAAUAUUGCAGAUGAAUUCUUGGACGUGCAGGUUGGUGAUGAUGAAACUACCUGUUGGAAUGGUAGCAAUGGCUGGGCAGAUCUUGCUAUGUACACUCCAGGCUCUACUUUUCGGUAAUUAAUCUACUAAAUACGGAAAAAAAAAAAGGAAUAGAAAAUGAGAUAAAAUAUUAAUGCGAUGGAGCAGUAUAAUGAAUAUGAUUUUAGCUUCGUUUUUCGAUCUUAAUAGUCUAGUGUGGUACACUGUACUGAGCCAAACAAGCAAGCAAUAAAUAUAUAUUGUUGACUCAGCUAUACUGGCUUUGUAGUUGACAUGUUUGAUCGAGUUUGGUUGCGUCAAGAAUUAAAGUUGUAUUAACGUUUAAGAUUCGUGUUCACGAGUUUUCACAAUGGAAUUGAUAUAUACGUAUUUAUGCAA